Molecule: messenger RNA, 636 nt
Organism: Lineus longissimus
Lineage: Eukaryota; Metazoa; Nemertea; Pilidiophora; Heteronemertea; Lineidae
Exons: 4
Coding region: 1-636 (211 amino acids)
Source: RefSeq, a predicted model, not a curated record
AUGUCUGAACCCGAUUUUUUGGAACGGUUGAUCCUGGAGAUUGAGAAGUUCCCUAGGAUAUAUAACAAAGGAUUGGAGGAAUACAAGGAUCCUGACAAAAAAGAUGACACAUGGAAUAAGGUUGCUGAUAAGUUGUCUUUUGGAGUUCCUCUGGCAAAAUCGAAGUGGAAAAAUAUAAGGGACGCCAUGAGAAGAUACAAGAACGAUAUUCGUACAAAGAGUGGGCAAGGAAGAAAAAAAGUAAAGGAAUACAAGUACGCAAAAAUGCUGGGAUUUCUGGAACCGUUUUUGGAGGAUCGAAGGUCAUCGGGUAAUCUUCAGGCUACUCAAGAAGAGGGCCAUGAUGAAAAGCAGACGACCAAGGAUGUAUCUGACUUCCUUGCUGAGGAUGACGAUCAGACUGUGGAUGAGGAUCACGAUGACACCAUGGAGCCAAGCAGUUCGUCAAAGACAAGUGCCGUCACAGCGAAGAAAAGGAAGAAAACUGAGAGCACUGAUGUCAUUGCCACUACGGAUGCAGUCUUUCUAAAUUACAUAAAGAAAAAAAGCGAAAAAAUGGACAGGAAACCUCCAACCGAUACUGAUGACGAUGUAGCAGAUUUCAUGAAGUCUAUGACAACUAAAGCAUAUGGCUAA